Molecule: messenger RNA, 725 nt
Organism: Vanessa tameamea
Lineage: Eukaryota; Metazoa; Arthropoda; Insecta; Lepidoptera; Nymphalidae
Exons: 1
Coding region: 143-538 (131 amino acids)
Source: RefSeq, a predicted model, not a curated record
AAUAUAACUUGGUGUUUUUCUAUUUCUAAACUAAAGUACUUGUAUGAAGUUCCGCCAAAUAGUGAACAACACAAACAUCGAUUGAAUACAAUUAAACACUAAUGUAAAUAAUUGAUCUAUUAUAUACGAAAUAGCGAAAAAUAUGAAUAGAAAGAGAAAUAUUGCUUAUAUUAAACCAGAAGAUCCACCUUUUUUAAAAGUUCUUAAAAAAGAAGCUGGUUACGAUAAUGUUAAUCAUAAAUUUGAUAAACUUGAAAAUUCUGAAGAAGAUUUUGUGGAUGAUGAGGAGAGUGACUUACCACAAGUCGUUGUACUUAAGAAAGGAGAUUUAACUGCCGAAGAAGCAGAGGCUGAGAAAGACAAAAUCAAGCAAAUAGAAGCACAAACGAAAGCAGACCUAAACCAAAAGGUAAUUUUUAAAGGGAAAUCGAGUAAGAAAUUAAAAGAUGAUAAAGUGUUAUCAAAAAAGUCAUCAAGAUCAAAAAACAAUCAACAGCAACUAUUGUCUUUUGGAGACAAUGAUUCUGAUAAUGAUUAAUUGUAUAUAGUUUAGCUUUAUUUUACAAGUAAUAUAAGGAUAUAUUAUCAUAUUUUAAAGUUAACUUCAGCACCAACUUCACAUUUGUUGUAUCUUUGUAAUAAUAAAAUAUGUAUGAAAAUAAUGAAUUUUACUAAUAUUUCUGUUACCAAUAUAUUAAACAGGUUACAUAAUGCAAAUUUGAAUA